CGAGGUUCCAGGGCACGGGGGAUGGACGCGAGAGGUGAGAAGCGGACGUGCUUUCUGAUUGGCUGAGGAGUCCGCGGGCCGUUGGGGCGGGAAAAAGCUGUGGAGGGUUUGAGGCUGUGGUGGGAAUUGAGUUUUCCUCAGACUUAAGGCGAAGACACACUCACUGGAAGGGGUCGAGGAAUCCAGGGUGUGGUGGAAGACUGGAGAGGAGCUAACGGGGUCGGUAUAUGGAUCCAGUGGACCGUCCAGGUGCCCCAAGAGGCUAGUGAAUAUGGACGGCCCCGUGAGGCCAAGAUUGGCCUCUCUCGUUGACUUUCAGUUUGGAGUUGUCACCACAGAGACGAUUGAAGACACCCUGCUUCACUUGGCCCAGCAGAAUGAGCAAGCAGUGCGGGAGGCUGCGGGGCAGCUGGGCAGCUUCAGGGAGCCCCGGAUCGUGGAGUUUGUUUUUCUCCUGUCUGAAGAAUGGUGUCUGGAGAAAUCUGUGAGCUACCAGGCUGUAGAGAUCCUAGAAAGGUUUAUGGUAAAACAGGCAGAGAACAUCUGCAGGCAAGCCAGAAUCCAGCUGAGAGAUAAUAAGAGAGAGUUUCAGAAUUGGAGGGCUCUGAAAGAGCAGCUUUUCAACAAGUUUACUCUCCGUCUUGUGUCAUGUGUUCAGUUGGCCAGCAAACUUUCCUUCCAAAGCAAAAUAAUCAGCAACGUUACAGUCUUGAAUUUCCUCCAGAGUCUAGGCUAUUUACACACUAAAGAAGAAUUGUUGGAGUCAGAGCUUGAUGUUUUGAAGUCCCUGAACUUCCAAAUUAAUCUGCCCACUCCCUUGGCAUAUGUGGAGAUACUCCUAGAGGUUUUAGGAUACAAUGGCUGUUUGGUUCCAGCCAUGAGGCUGCAUGCAACCUGCUUGACACUGCUUGACCUGGUCUAUCUUCUGCAUGAACCCAUAUAUGAGAGCCUGUUGAGAGCUUCAAUUGAGAACUCCACUCCCAGUCAGCUGCAAGGGGAAAAGUUUAUUUCAGUGAAGGAAGACUUCAUGCUGUUGGCAGUAGGAAUCAUUGCAGCAAGUGCUUUCAUCCAAAGCCAUGAGUGUUGGAGCCAGGUUGUAGAGCAUUUGCAGAGCAUCACUGGUAUUGCCUUGGCAAGCAUUGCUGAGUUCUCUUAUGCAAUCCUGACUCACAGCGUGGGAGCCAACACUCCAGGGCGACAGCAGUCUAUUCCUCCCCACCUGGCAGCCAGAGCUCUGAAGACUGUUGCUUCCUGUAACACAUGAAGCAGGCUGAAUCCACCAAAUACAAACAGCCUUCCAUCACUGCA
Molecule: messenger RNA, 1308 nt
Organism: Callithrix jacchus (white-tufted-ear marmoset)
Lineage: Eukaryota; Metazoa; Chordata; Mammalia; Primates; Cebidae
Gene: CNTD1
Product: cyclin N-terminal domain containing 1
Biological process (GO): reciprocal meiotic recombination
Cellular component (GO): site of double-strand break
Source: RefSeq, a predicted model, not a curated record